Molecule: messenger RNA, 1791 nt
Organism: Verticillium nonalfalfae
Lineage: Eukaryota; Fungi; Ascomycota; Sordariomycetes; Glomerellales; Plectosphaerellaceae
Exons: 5
Coding region: 1-1791 (596 amino acids)
Molecular function (GO): monooxygenase activity; heme binding; iron ion binding
Source: RefSeq, a predicted model, not a curated record
AUGCCGCUCCUGCGAGGAGAAUUGUUCAACAGCCCCUCGACCCUCUUGGGCACAGCCUCCGGGGUGGUCCUCAUCCUCCUGGUCGCCUACGUCUUGUACCAGCAAUUCCUUCACCCGCUGGCGGGCUAUCCAGGCCCGUUACUGGCAUCUCUUACAGACCUCUGGCAGGUUCAGCAGUACCUCACCUUGCAACAGCCAUACACCCUAACCCAACUCCACGAGAAGUAUGGCGAGUUUGUGCGUUAUGGGCCCGACAAGCUCAGCAUUACGGCGAAGGAGGCCGUACCCAUCAUCUACCAGAAGGGUGGCCGGCGAUUCCCCAAAACGGAGUUUUACGAUGCUUUCGGUGGCAAAACGCCCAAUGUCUUCGGAAUGAGAUCUGACGACCGCCAUGCCGUCCGCCGCCGCCACAUGUCGCACGGCUUCUCCAUCAGCAGCGUCAAGGAAAUGGAGCACUAUCUCGACGCCAACGUCAAGCUUCUGCGGCAUAAGAUCGCCGGCUUCGCGCGAGACGGGCGCCCCUUUGACCUCAAAAAGCUCCUCCACUACUACACCAUCGACGUCCUUGGCGAGCUCGCCUUCAGCCACUCCUUUGGCGUGCAGGUCUCGGGCGACGAGUCGCUGGUGCCGCGCGUUGUGCCGCACACGCUACUCGGCUCCGUCACGGGCGCCUGGCCGUCUAUGACCCAAAGGCUGAAGCGGUGGCUUCCCCUCGUGCCGCACGCCGGACUGCAAGAUCUGUUCCGCAGCCGCGCUGAGGUCACGCGGCUGGCGUCCGAGUGCGUCGAGCGCCGCCUGGGACAGGUCAAAGAGCAGGGCGCGGGGCACAGGCCGGACAUCUUGACGAGACUAAUCCAAGCGGAGAAUCCCGAUACGGGCGAGCACUUGCCGAGGAUUGACCUCGAGGCCGAGGCGUUUGGGUUCCUCAUUGCAGGCACGCAUACCACCAGCGCCACGACCGCUCUGCUCUUUUGCAACCUCCUGCGCAACCCAGAGGCCCUAGCAGCGUGUACGCGCGAGGUCAGCGACAGUCUCCCGCUCUUAGACGACGACAGGCCCGCGUGCAGCGUCACACAGGUCGAGACUCACCUCCCGUACCUCCGCGCUUGCGUGCGUGAAAACUUUCGCCUUACGCCCGUCUUCAGCAUGCCGCUGGAGCGCCACGUCACGGAGCCCGAGGGCGUGUUCAUCAGCGGCCGCCACAUCCAGCAGGGGAUGGUCGUCGCUGUCUGCAACCACGCCUUCCACCACAAUCCGCGCGUCUGGGGCGAUGACCAUGACGUCUUUGACCCUUCGCGCUGGGAUGACGACGCCACGGCCACCCGUGCUCGCUACCUGAUGCACUUCGGCCUCGGCUCCCGGCAGUGCAUCGGCAAGACGCUGGCGCUGAGCAACGUUUACAAGCUCGCCGCCACGUUGCUGCGCGAGUUUGAGUUUGAAAUCGCGAACGCAGAGGAGCGGCAGGCGGCGGCCCGCGGUGGGUUCCGCGGGAAGCUGCCUGAGAUGAUCAGUGUUGGAGUCAGUGAUCUCAAGGGGCCGCUGAUGGUGACAGCCAAGGCUGCCGGACGUAACAAGAACAAAGACAACAAGAGUAAAGAGUAUCGCCAUCUCAACAGUAAGGAAUACGCAUUCCUCAACACCCAAAAUGGCCAUGUUACCGCGACUCUUAGCACAUCUCAAGAUAUGAUGGAUGGUUGCACCCCAGACUGUAAUAGGUCGCCCAACCAAGCAACACCAAGCCUCCCCUCAGAAAACCUUCGCCGCUCCUUCCUCUGUACCUUAACAACAUAG